Mucor velutinosus is the source of this 426-nucleotide messenger RNA. RefSeq lists its product as uncharacterized. The coding region runs from base 1 to 426 and encodes 141 amino acids. Lineage: Eukaryota; Fungi; Mucoromycota; Mucoromycetes; Mucorales; Mucoraceae. The transcript has 5 exons. The record is from RefSeq and is a predicted model, not a curated record.
AUGAGUCGUCAAGAUCCUGCUGGUAGAUACAACAAUGCUGCUACUGGAUACAACAACACUGGCAGUACAAAUAGUGCCAAUUCUCAAACCGAGCAAUUAAAAUCAUUGAGAUGUGUCUUUUGCGAUAUGGACAAGCCCCUUGAUGCCUUUUCCGCCACACAAAUCCAAAAGGCUACCUACAACCCUUAUGCCCCUCCCUCUUUCAACGCCAAAAAGAAGACCAUCAGCUGCAAAAAGUGCACUCCUGCCCAAACUACUCAGCUGACUUGCAUGAUCUGCUCCAAGACCUUGCCACUGGACAAGUUUGCAAAGUCUCAACGUAGAAACGCUGAAAAGGCUCGCUGUAUCAAAUGCAUCAAGAAGCGUGAAGAAGAGGACGUUUGGGCAUCUGACCCUGAUACCGAUAGUGAAGAUGAUUACUAUUAA